AUGUUUGCAGACUUGGAUUAUGACAUCGAGGAGGAUAAACUUGGAAUCCCUACUGUGCCUGGGAAGGUGACCCUGCAGAAGGAUGCUCAGAACCUGAUCGGGAUCAGCAUUGGAGGAGGAGCCCAGUACUGUCCCUGCCUGUAUAUUGUUCAGGUGUUUGACAACACGCCCGCUGCGCUGGACGGCACCGUGGCAGCUGGCGAUGAGAUCACGGGGGUCAAUGGCAGGUCAAUCAAAGGAAAAACUAAGGUGGAGGUGGCCAAGAUGAUUCAGGAGGUGAAGGGGGAGGUGACCAUCCACUACAACAAGCUGCAGGCCGACCCUAAGCAGGGCAUGUCCCUGGACAUCGUGUUGAAGAAGGUGAAGCAUCGGCUGGUCGAGAACAUGAGCUCGGGGACGGCAGAUGCUCUGGGCCUGAGCCGGGCCAUCCUGUGCAAUGAUGGGCUCGUCAAGAGGCUUGAGGAGCUGGAGCGGACUGCUGAGCUGUAUAAAGGGAUGACGGAACACACUAAGAAUCUCCUCCGGGCCUUUUAUGAGCUGUCACAGACGCACCGGGCCUUUGGGGACGUGUUCUCUGUGAUCGGGGUGCGGGAGCCCCAGCCCGCUGCGAGUGAGGCUUUUGUGAAAUUCGCUGAUGCCCACCGCAGCAUCGAGAAGUUUGGCAUCCGGCUCCUGAAGACCAUCAAGCCGAUGCUGACAGACCUGAACACAUACCUCAACAAAGCCAUCCCGGACACUCGCCUCACCAUCAAGAAGUACCUGGACGUGAAGUUCGAGUACCUGUCCUACUGCCUGAAGGUCAAGGAGAUGGACGACGAGGAGUACAGCUGCAUUGCCCUUGGGGAACCCCUGUACCGCGUGAGCACAGGCAACUACGAGUACCGCCUGAUCCUGCGCUGCCGUCAGGAGGCCCGCGCUCGCUUCUCCCAGAUGCGCAAGGACGUGCUGGAGAAGAUGGAGCUGCUCGACCAGAAACACGUCCAGGACAUCGUGUUCCAGCUGCAGCGCUUUGUGUCCACCAUGUCCAAGUACUACAACGACUGCUACGCGGUGCUGCGUGACGCCGACGUCUUCCCCAUCGAGGUGGACCUGGCGCACACCACGCUGGCCUACGGCCUCAGCCAGGACGAGUUCACGGACGGCGAGGACGAGGAGGACGAAGACGAGGAGGACACGGCCGCCGGGGAGCUGCCCAGGGAUUCGAGAGGGGCUGCCGGGCCCCUGGACAAGGGCGGGAGCUGGUGUAACUCCUGA
Messenger RNA from Rangifer tarandus platyrhynchus (Svalbard reindeer), 1254 nucleotides. NCBI's taxonomy places the organism in Eukaryota, Metazoa, Chordata, Mammalia, Artiodactyla, Cervidae. The record is from the annotation of a GenBank genome assembly.